This is a messenger RNA of Phyllopteryx taeniolatus (common seadragon), 2785 nucleotides long. RefSeq names its product ADP-ribosylation factor GTPase activating protein 3 (gene arfgap3). The coding region runs from base 128 to 1657 and encodes 509 amino acids. Gene Ontology annotation, biological process: COPI coating of Golgi vesicle. Gene Ontology annotation, molecular function: GTPase activator activity. The transcript has 16 exons. The record is from RefSeq and is a predicted model, not a curated record. Lineage: Eukaryota; Metazoa; Chordata; Actinopteri; Syngnathiformes; Syngnathidae.
GGAUGUCUCUCUCUCUCUCUCUCUCUCUCUCCCCGUAAUGUACGCGUCACCUCGGAUUUUAUUCAACAUAAACACGCUUCUAUUUAUUUUCUCGCCUUCUUGUGAGCGCACACGCGUGUAAAAGAUCAUGACGGAGCCUAGCAAGCAAGACAUUUGUGCCAUUUUCAAGCGACUUCGCUCCGUUCCCACGAAUAAGGUUUGUUUUGACUGCUCAGCUAAAAAUCCCAGCUGGGCCAGCAUCACCUACGGCGUGUUCCUAUGUAUAGACUGCUCUGGAACCCACAGGUCUCUCGGGGUGCACUUGUCCUUCAUCAGGUCCACGGAGCUGGAUUUUAACUGGUCAUGGUACCAGCUGAGGUGCAUGCAAGUGGGAGGCAACGCCAGCGCGGUGUCGUUCUUCAACCAGCACGGCUGCACGGCCGGCGCCGCCAACGCCAAAUACAACAGCCGGGCGGCUCAGCUGCUCAGAGAGAAGAUCAAGAAGCAAGCCACGCACGCCACCAAAAUCCACGGCACCGAGCUGUGGCUGGACAGUCAGGGUUCUGCGCCGUGCGCGUCACCGCAGGAGAAGCACGUGGAUUUCUUCAGUCUCCAUUCUCAGGAGGUUCCGGAAAAUAUGGCCAAAAUGAGCCUCAGCUCUGUCGCAUCGGAGACGCCACGGAACGAGGAAGAAGAGGACGGCCCCAGUGUGGACAUGCUGAGUGCUUCCCCGAAGGCCAAUCCAGAACCUUUAUCUCUCCUCAAGAAGAAGUCAGGCGCCGGCAAGAGAACGACGGCCGCCAAGAGAGGCGGUCUGGGGGCGCAGAAGGUGAGCAGUCAGAGCUUCAGCGAGCUGGAGAAGAAAGCGCAGGCUGCCGACAAGCUCCGGGAGAAGGAAGACUACGUCGUGGGCGAUAAGAAAAACGACGCUGAACCCGUGGAGUCCGUUGCGCCGUCCAUGCGUCUGGCCUACAAAGACCUGGAGGAGCAGAGGAAAAAAGACGAGCAGAAGCUGAAGAGUCUGGACGGGAAGAAGCGGGAGCAAGCGGAGCGGCUGGGAAUGGGACUCGCCGUUAGGAGCGGCGUGUCUCACUCGGUGACGUCCGACAUGCACAUCAUCCAGCAGGAGCGCCCCCUGGCGGCCAGGAUGAGCAAACCGCGUUUGACCGACGAGGACGACGAGGACGAGGGCAGCUUCAGCACAGGGAUCCUGUCCCGUUACGAGCAAAGCGACUCCUCAGACCUUCUGUCCUCCAGAUGGAGCAAGAAAGCCGAUCUGGACUUCUUCUUGACGCCCACCAUCACCUCAGUGGAUGAAAGGCCCGCCUCGCGCAGGAAAGCCGAAGCGGGACCGCUCGCGGGCACGGGAGAAGCUCGCAGGAAGUUCGGCGAGGACGUCAAAGCCAUCUCGUCCGACAUGUACUUCGGGAAGCAAGAUGGCAGAGAGCAUGAAGCCAAAUCGCGCCUGGAGAGAUUCGCCGGGAGUUCUGCUAUAAGUUCGGCCGACUUGUUUGAUGAGCAGAAGAAGCAGACGGCCAGCUCGUACCGCCUGACCAACGUGCUGCCCAGCGCUCCCGACAUGGCGCAGCUGAAAAUCGGGGUGCGCAACGUCGCCGGGAAGCUGUCGGUGAUGGCCAGCGGCGUCGUCAACACCAUCCAGGACCGCUACAACUCCUGAAGGAACGAAUCACGACUAUGAGCUCAUCACAACGUGAAAGUGUACACACUUUUUGUACUCGGAGCGACACGCAAUGGAAUGACACCGUCAAUUGCGCCGUUACAAAGAUAAUGGUGUCAUCUUUCACUUUUUUUGAAAAGGCUGCAUUUUGUGGUUAAGCUCCGCUCUCAUCAUGUAAAUAUGAGAGGCAUUAUGAAGGUUAUUAUUAUGAUGAAUACGUCUUUUGUAUGGCCCAAGUGCUCUUAAGUAUAUUGGGUGGCCUCGUCAGUUCAUCUCAAGCUCAUUCUAGUUGUGCGUUAUUAACACAUCAGUCGUAAUAUUUGUGCAGUUUUUUUUUUGUUUUUUUUUUGCGUUUGCAGCCCUGUAUGCCUUCUUCUUUGCCAGCUUUGCUUUGCUGAGCGUAAAUGCUAAUAUGCCAAGAUAUCAGAUGGAUACAAGGGGUAUAUUUUUUGGGGGGGAAAAUGCACAGGAAAUAUCAUAAAUAAAUGGUAAUAAAAGCUCCGAAGUGCUCGACUGGAACUGCACUACAAAGUGGGAAGUGUUUGUUUUCUUCUUCUGAUUAGUCACUUGAAAGAUCAUCGUAGGGGAUUUGCUGUUCUUUUUCUGUUUGUUAGCUUUUCAAGGCCAUUUUGUCGCUUCGAGGCGUUGCACAUCUUUAAUUUGGGCGUUUAUACAGGCUGACAGUGCCACUCUUUUGUUGAUUUAUUUUCAAUAUUAGCGCUACUUAUGUUAUUUUCUAGAGCUUGGAUGUACUGUAAAACGUGUAAUAGUUAGCAGUGUUAAUGCUGGGAGUUGAAUCUACCAAAUAUUUGUUUACGUCAUUCCAAAAUGCCUUCCUCCAAAAAAUAUUGUUGAUUAUGCUGCGUUACCGUGGAGCGAUAUAGUUACAUUAUAGUUACUUUUUUUUUCUUUCUUUCUUGAAUUUUGGACCAAAUUGGCAGCUUAUGCCCGAAUGCACUUUAAAGUUGUGUUAAACUGAAUUUAAUUCUGACGUGUACAAGUAUAUCAAUAUGGGAAUAGCUGUCAUAUGAACUGCUAAAUAAAUAUAACUAAAAAGGAAUAUCUAAGAGUUUGUACACGCUAGUGGCAAUCACAUUGCUGACAAAUAAAAAUGUUUGCUGUUGUUUA